AUGUCCACCGGCUGCUGCAACGAGGAGCAGCAGUACUUCCUGGUCACCAUAUUUGCGUACUCUGGCGCCGUCCUCCUGCUCUGGCGCGCCCUCGUCUUCAAGCCGUUCAAGCUCUUUGCGGUGGCUCUGCACGAGUUUUGCCACGCGGCGGCGGCUGCCGCGCUCCACAAUCACAUGACCAGCAUCGCCUCGUACAAGAUCCCGAGGGCGGGCUCGCCUCCUGCGCGCCGGGCGACGGCUCUGCGCGCGGCGGAGCCAGCCGAGGAGCUCGAUCGCAUGUUCUUCGACCGCGCCGAGCUGUUUGUGCGGAGCGGUGCUGGCGGCGUCGGCGCCGUCUCGAUGAACGGGCAGCGGCCCGUGGGUGGCAACGGCGGCGCGGGCGGCGACGUGGUCCUCCUGUGUGACGGCUCCCUCAACACGCUCGGCCACCUGCGCGGCCGGGCGUCGGUGCGCGGCGAUCGCGGCGACGACGCCCGCGGCAAGGAGUCUGGCCGCAGCGCGAGAGAGGCGAUCGUGCGCGUGCCUCCCAACUGCCGCGUCUCCGAGCUGGAGAGCGGCGACGCCGUCGGCGAGCUGCGCGAGCCGGGGGAGCGGCUGCUGAUCGCCGCCGGCGGCCAAGGCGGCGAGGGGAACGGAGACGGCUACCGACGGACGAGGGAUUCGCGCCGCAACUACCCGCCCGGCGGGAGCACGCGCGCGCGCCUGCUGCUCUCGAUGACACUGGUGGCGGACGUGGGGCUGAUUGGACACCCGAACGCCGGCAAGUCGGGGUUGGCGGCCUUGACCUUUGCGACCUCCGCCUUCAUGAAGACGUUGUAG
This is a messenger RNA of Emiliania huxleyi CCMP1516, 819 nucleotides long. RefSeq lists its product as hypothetical. Gene Ontology annotation, cellular component: mitochondrion. Bases 1 to 819 code for a protein of 272 amino acids. The transcript has 3 exons. Gene Ontology annotation, molecular function: GTPase activity; GTP binding. NCBI's taxonomy places the organism in Eukaryota, Haptophyta, Isochrysidales, Noelaerhabdaceae. The record is from RefSeq and is a predicted model, not a curated record.